This is a messenger RNA of Rhincodon typus (whale shark), 1071 nucleotides long. Its product is annotated as neuropeptides capa receptor-like. Gene Ontology annotation, biological process: G protein-coupled receptor signaling pathway. Gene Ontology annotation, cellular component: membrane. Gene Ontology annotation, molecular function: G protein-coupled receptor activity. Bases 1 to 831 code for a protein of 276 amino acids. Lineage: Eukaryota; Metazoa; Chordata; Chondrichthyes; Orectolobiformes; Rhincodontidae. The transcript has a single exon. The record is from RefSeq and is a predicted model, not a curated record.
AUGGCAGUAGCGGAUCUACUGGUCAUUAUCCUCGACCUGAUAUUGAGACACAUUCCCAUUGUUUAUCGGGAACAGUUUUAUUUCCUGGUGUCCAUCCCCGUGUGUAAUAUCCAUGCCGUCCUGCUUUAUGCAGCCACUGACUGUUCUGUCUGGUUCACCGUCACUUUCACCUUUGAUCGAUUUGUAGCCAUUUGUUGCCAGAAGCUGAAGAGUAAAUAUUGCAGUGAGAAAACGGCGGCUGUGGUUCUGGGAACAGUGACUGUGCUGAGCUGUUUAAAGAACAUUUUCUGGUAUUUUAUGCUCACAGCUCGCUAUUGGCUGGGGAACGCCCCCUGGUUUUGUGAGGUAACACCCGCUGUUCAAAUGUCCCGUGUCUGGGUCAUAAUCGAGUUCCUCCACCACAUCCUAACCCCGACUCUCCCAUUUCUCCUGAUUCUGCUGCUCAAUGUUUUCACCGUCAGACACAUUUUAGUGACCAGCAGAGCCCGCAGGAGACUCCGGGCUCACACCAAUGAGGAUGGUCAGUGUGACGCAGAAAUGAGAAAUCGGAAAAAAUCCAUUAUUUUACUGUUUGUGAUCUCAGCCAAUUUCAUCUUGUUAUGGUCAAUAUUAAUGGCGUAUUCUAUAUGGAACCGGAUGUGGAAUAUGGGGUCUCAGCUUGAGCGUGUACCUAAAUUUGUGCGGGAAUUGGGCUUCAUGCUGCAGCUCCUCAGUUGCUGCACAAACACCGCAAUUUAUGCCGUGACCCAGACUAAGUUCAGACAGCAGUUGAAGAAUGUGCUGAAAUAUCCCUUUACCCAAAUUCAUCAAUCAAUCAAAUUCACUCAUUAAUUAAUCCAUUCAGGAAGUUCUCAUUUCAGUUCAAUGUUUCGGCAAUGAAGCAGCCGGUCACUAAUGCAACAGACUGAGGAUGAAGCUGUUUUGUCCAACCUUAUUCCCCACAGGGUGACAGGAACACAUUCCAAUGUUCGUCUCAAUUCAGAGGGCAGUGAGAAAAGGCAUCAUUCCACUGACUGUACCUAUAGCUUCAAUUUGUAAAUAAUAAAAAUGUUCAUUAAAAUGUAUCAAGCA